AUGCCCGAGUACACUGCCGGUAACUCCUCUGAGGACAGUGGUAACUACGAGGAGUGGAUCCCGUCGUUCUGCGCGCGGUUUGGCCACGAGUUCUUCUGCCAGGUGCCCGUGGAAUUUAUAGAGGACGACUUCAACAUGACCUCGCUGCCACAGGAGGUCCCACACUACAGGAAAGCCCUGGACCUGAUCCUGGACCUCGAAACGAUGUCCGAGGACGAGGGCUCCCCCACCGCUGCAGACUCCAUUGAAACGGACGACCCGGCUUCGCGCUCCAUCAUUGAACACUCCGCGGAACAAUUGUACGGGCUCGUCCACGCGAGGUUCAUCCUCACGAAACAGGGGUUGCAGGCCAUGGCGGAGAAGUUCGACCAUAAAGUCUUCGGUACUUGCCCGAGGUACUACUGCUCCGGGAUGCAGCUGCUGCCCUGCGGGCUCAGCGAUACAGUGGGGAAGCACACGGUGCGGCUGUACUGCCCGAGCUGCCAGGAUCUCUACUUACCGCAGUCGUCGCGGUACCUAUGUCUCGAGGGAGCGUUCUGGGGCACAUCGUUUCCCGGUGUGUUCUUGAAACACUUCAAAGAGCUCGAGGACUACGUCGAACGGAAGUCCAAGGAGUCGUACUCGCUCAAAGUGUUCGGCUUCAAGAUCAGCGACCAGGCAAUAUCGGGCCAGCGGAUGCACUGGCUCAGACAGUACCCAGAGACGGAGGAGGAGAAGCUCGAGUUCAAAAGCUGUGAGUUCGAACUGCCCGCCGUUUAA
Huiozyma naganishii CBS 8797 is the source of this 759-nucleotide messenger RNA. It is a transcript of the gene CKB1, whose product is annotated as casein kinase 2 regulatory subunit CKB1. Gene Ontology annotation, molecular function: protein kinase regulator activity. Bases 1 to 759 code for a protein of 252 amino acids. The transcript has a single exon. The record is from RefSeq and is a predicted model, not a curated record. Gene Ontology annotation, cellular component: cytoplasm; protein kinase CK2 complex. NCBI's taxonomy places the organism in Eukaryota, Fungi, Ascomycota, Saccharomycetes, Saccharomycetales, Saccharomycetaceae.